This is a messenger RNA of Exophiala xenobiotica, 2040 nucleotides long. RefSeq lists its product as uncharacterized. The record is from RefSeq and is a predicted model, not a curated record. The coding region runs from base 40 to 2013 and encodes 657 amino acids. Lineage: Eukaryota; Fungi; Ascomycota; Eurotiomycetes; Chaetothyriales; Herpotrichiellaceae. The transcript has a single exon.
UGACUCUGAUAGCUACGGCGAUCAAUCAAGCCGUCGACGAUGGACGACCGUGGCUUCAUUCUCGACAGUGAUGCGACCGCUCAAGAUGUCUACAGCACAUUGCAUGUCAACGAGAUUCGCACCCUACUUCUUGCACCGGGACCCAAAGGAAGUCCGAUUGUCUGCGAAAUGCAAGUGAUCUCCUCCCCACGAGCCGGCCAAUAUGAAGCACUGUCGUACGUUUGGGGCGACAGCGUCAAGUCCUCGCCAAUCUCGUGCAACGGGUUCGGCUUUGCGGUCACUGAAUCUCUGCAUGAUGCACUGGUCCAUCUACGAUAUCCUGACUCCUGGAGACGGCUUUGGGUGGAUCAGCUUUGUAUCAACCAGUCCGAAAGCACUGAACUAAUGAACCAGAUCGGUUUCAUGGGGAAAGUAUACUCAUCUGCUAGCCGCGUAAUUGUCUGGCUAGGCAAGUACGACAAGAGGAUGGCGAUGGCCUGGGAAAUACUCCAGCAGACGACAUUGAGCUCGAGUCUGGUACGCUCCGACUUCCUGGCAUCCUCGAGACAGCCGAGUACUCCACAGAAGAGGCCCCCUACUUCAAGACGGUCGAGCAGCAACUCUUCCAUCUCAAAGUACUCUCAGCGGGCGCCUUCCUCCCAGGAAAGUCUCCGUUCAUCGACCUCGAGUGUGAAUAGUAUGACGCCGACACGGCCCAAAAGUAGGCGCCAAGAUACUCCGCCAGCUCUUCGCAAUGUGCUCUCGAUAUUUCAGCAUGUCUGGUUCAGUCGAAAGUGGACUUUCCAAGAGAUUGUCCUCGCCAAGGCUGCAAUCAUCUGCUGCGGUGAGCUGGAGAUGGCGUGGAGUGAUCUUACUUUGUGGUACUUCCACUACGCGUCGAAGCUGCGACACUCGAGCAUCCUGUAUGACUCCCAGGGCUUCUUCGAGAACAUCAUGGACGUGCGAAACGACCUUGGCAAGGGGACAUUGAGGCUGAGCAAUCUACUCAUGCUGACGAGGCCGAGAAUGAGCACAAAAUCCGAGGAUGCCGUCUUCGCCCUGCUGGGAUUGGUGCCUGAACUGGCGAAGUUUCUAGGCUCGAGUUCCUCGACCGGUCUAGAAGAUCACGGCACACCACAUUCGGACAUACUGUAUAAGCUAUACCUGACAGCAUUCAGAUUCUGCUUGGAGCAGGAAAAUGACUUAGCAAUACUGAGCGCCGCUGGAAUGUACAAAGGUAAUACUCAACCGGAUGGUUGGCCCACAUGGCUGCCGGACUGGAGACAACAACUUCCAAUCCGACCACUGGUGCUUACGGAACAGCCAGACCUGGGACCAGUAACAGCGUUUUAUGACGAGACUUUUGAAAGUGCUCCAACCGAGCCUCCUGCGAAGAGAAACACAGCGUACAGUUUAAACGUCAGUCGCAACGCCCUUGACCAUUCCACCUUUAUUCGGCACUCAUUGACGAUCCAUGGAACUCGUUUGGGCUGUAUCGUGUCACGCGCAGCAGCAUGGCCGAAUGCCUUCUUUGUAACCGAUACUGCUGCGCAUUCCGGUUUGGACAGAAGAACGGCAGAUACCGGAGAAGCUGACUUCUCUCAGCCUAUUGCUUCUUUGAUUCCUCCGACUGGCGCAUCCGACUUGCGCAAAACCUCGCCCGCCAAGGACAGUACAUACUCUACCAAGUUGAUUCAGGGUGCACUCAAGAAUGGUGCAAUAUGUCAGUCGAUUCGCACUUCGUCCAUGGUCGAAACAGGAGAUUGGCUGUGUGCUUUGGAUGGAGGUCCAGUGCUGUAUGCACUGCGCCCCCUGCAAGCGUGCGACAGGCUCGAGCAAAAGCGACCUGACAUCCGUGGCGGAAGGGGGAAGACUCCACGAGACUCUGUGUCUGCGCCGAUGGGAUCAUUGCGUCCAGAUCCGGCGAAAUGGGCUGUCCAAUGCUUGUUUAUCGGCGAAUGUGCUGUGCACGGCCUCAGAGCGAUGGAGCUGCUAGAUACUAUUGGACAGAGAACGGAAUUCGAACUGAUAUGAGACCAGGAACACGAUGCCAAAGCCGAC